This is a messenger RNA of Hyla sarda, 3483 nucleotides long. Its product is annotated as 5-hydroxytryptamine receptor 3A-like. Gene Ontology annotation, biological process: nervous system process; chemical synaptic transmission; monoatomic ion transmembrane transport. The record is from RefSeq and is a predicted model, not a curated record. The transcript is spliced from 9 exons. Lineage: Eukaryota; Metazoa; Chordata; Amphibia; Anura; Hylidae. Gene Ontology annotation, molecular function: neurotransmitter receptor activity; extracellular ligand-gated monoatomic ion channel activity; transmembrane signaling receptor activity. Gene Ontology annotation, cellular component: synapse; neuron projection; membrane. Bases 387 to 1778 code for a protein of 463 amino acids.
GCUAGUUGAUAUAUAUAUAAAAAAAAGUUUUUGCCUGGAAUACCCCUUUAAAUAAGCCUCUCUACCUAAAGCUGCCACUAGGGGAGAUAGUACAGAGGAGAACAUGGCUUCUUUUGAACUCAGUAAUAAAUCUUUAUGUAAUAAGCUCCCAUUACUGGCCACAGGAAAAAUUUGUUAUUUCUUCUUCCCUAAACCACCUAUAGGGGUUCUGUGUUAUAGGAAAUGUUAACGUUUAUCAUGUUUUUAAUUCUUUGACAUCUGUGACAUUUAGGAAUCUUAUUCUUCAACAAGUUUAUCAACUUUUUUUUUUUUUACUAUCUACAACAUCCUCAGAAAAAGAAUAACUCCACCUCCAAACAAAUAGAAGUAUUAUCACUUACAGUAGAAUGUGCAUUUCCUCUUGUCUCUCAAUGUCUCCACACACCAUGACUCUCCUGCUUACAUGCACCUUGUUCGGUGUAGGUUACGGCCAACUCAACUGUAGUUUUGAUAUUCUGAUCAACAAUUUGUCCUUCCCAAGCUUAAGUAUUCGACCAGUAAAAAACUGGAGAACUGCAACCGAAAUACAAAUUGAAAUGGCUCUGUACAACAUCAUUGAUCUGGAUACAAGCUUGCAAUCUUUUACUACAUUAGUUUGGUUCACCAUGAUAUGGAAUAAUGAAUUCAUACAAUGGGAGCCACAACAAUAUUGUUCCAUCGAGAAAAUCUUUUUGUCUAACGUUUCAUAUUGGCAGCCAGAUCUGUAUAUUUAUGAGAGGAUACAAAGUGAAGACAAAUCUCCCUCAGUGCCAUUCUAUUCUAUUCAGUACAAUGGAUUAACUACAAGAGCAAUGCCACUUCGGAUUGUUAGUUCCUGUACAGUAGACGUCUUCAAGUUUCCCUUUGACAUCCAAAAGUGUAACAUUACAUUUGGUUCAUAUAUCCACCCAGUUCAACAGAUUUUCAUGUAUACAUCACUUAACUCCGCUGAGGUUCUCAGUUCUACAAAAAGUGUAAUAGUUACCAAUGACAACUGGGACCUAUUAAGUAUCACAGUGACAAACAAUACUUUGGAUAUUAAAGGAGAAAUCUACAGUACAGUAAGCUAUGAGAUAACAAUAAAGCGAGAACCUGCAAUUUACAUUAUCACACUUAUAGCCCCAGCUUGCUUCAUGGUUAUUUUGGAUCUAGCAAGCAUGUUCAUACAAAUGGAUUCUGGGCAAGGACUUGGUUUCAAAAUAACCAUUGUGUUGGGCUUCUCUGUGCUCCUUUCAAUUUUGAACACCAUGCUCCCAACUUCUGACAUGGUUCCAGUUUUAGGUAUAUUUUGUUGUGUGGUUAUGGCUGUCAUGGUGUUCAGUAUAAUGGAAUCCAUUGCUAUCUCCUACAUGUUAAUCCUAUCUAAAUCUCAAUCUACUGUCCCAUCCUGGAUAAAAACCUGGAUCUUGAGGUACUUGGCACGUGCUCUCUUCUUUAAAGAAAAAUUCUUCAUGGAAUAUGGGAUCAAGAUUUCACAAACAGAAACAAAUGUUAAUCCAAGGGUUCUAGAAGAGCAAAGCAUGGAAACUAAAAGAAAGCCUCAAAAUGACAAGGAAGACAAGAUGGUGAAAAAACUGUUAAAGAUGCUCCUGCAAGAGGUCAAGAAGAUCCAUGAUAAAAUUGUUGAUUCUAAUGAUAUGGAUGACCUCAAGACAGAAUGGCAUGCUGUAGCCCUUGUAUUGGAGCGACUUGUCCUCUUAAUAUACCUCCUUACUGUAGCCAUUUUGUUUGCUGUUGUGCUCAUUAUCUGGUUGACAUAAAGCACCUAGGUAAACUAUGGUACUACAAAUAGGUUCUGGCACCAACUGUUAUCAACUAAGGAUAUUAAGCAAUAAACUGUACAACUUUUCUGUAAAAUAUGAUACCUUAAAGGGAUCUUGUCAACCCGUAUGCAUGCUAAGAUCUGCAGACUUAGUUUUUAAAAUAAAAAUCAUACAUUUUUUGAGGGGAUAGCCUUUUUACACACACAUCCUCAUAUCCUCUCACAAGCCACGCCCCUUCUUUUUUCAGGCUUAUUUUGGUUCCCACUCAAGGCCAAAAACCCCAUUAUCACCUUAUACACCCAUAUCACAGGUCGUUCAACAAGAAUCUCUUCAUCACAGCUCUGCCCCACCUUACACCAUAAGCUUCACAUAUUCAGGUGAAUGUGUCUAUUGGGCUUGCAAUCCACACCCCCUCCUACAAGCCACAUUGCCUUCUAUUUUUGACCCCUUUUGUGCCUUGGUAUAACUUGCAAGUCAAACUCACUGACCAAAAUCCACACCCCCUUCUGUUUCCAACCAACAAUCUCUUUAUCACAACAUCUGAGGACAGGAUAUGAGGAAGGGCUAUCAGGACAGGAUGUGAGGUCUGAAUAUGAGGUUGGGAUAUGAGAACAGGAUACAGUGGUCCCUCAACAUAUGAUAUUAAUUGGUUCCAGGAGAACCAUCAUAUGUUGAAACCAUCAUAUGUCGAGUACAUAUGUCAAUGUAAAAAUGGUAAUUGGUUCUGGGGCCUCGGAAUCAUUGUAUGUUGAAUACAUAUCUCUAUGGGAAACUGCUAAUUGGUUAUGGGAUGACCAUUGUAUGGGGAAUGUUUAACAAACCAGGGUGCCUCCAGCUGUUGCACAACUACAACUCCCAGCAUGCAUGUACAGCCAUUGACUGUCUGGGCAUGCUGGGAGUUAUAGUUUUGCAACAGCUGGAGGCACACUGAUAGGGAAACAUUGAUGUAUGGGGUGUGUUGUGUGUAUAUGUAUUGUAUGUGAUGUGUGACAUUGCAUACAGUACUGUACAGUUCUUUAAAUACCUUCAGGGGGGACAGAAUGUCCUCCAUUAAGAUCCUGCCGACUACAGCUCUAUAGGAAAGGAAGGGGAGGGCAGCCAGCAGCUCAUUGGAUGCCUGCAGCAAGAGGCUGCAUGUUAUUGGCUAUGGCUGCACUGGGGGGGCUGGGCUUACACGGAGCUCACAGUGGAAGCCUGCGUGAGUUAGCAGGACAGCAUGUGAGUAACAGGAGGCAGAAUGGGGCACAUGGGGCACAUUAUACAACUAUCUGUCAGUUGCUGAAGUUGUCAGCGCUGUCAGAUAGCUGUUUGUACGAUGGCCCCAACACCCAGCAGCAUCAUAUGUCGAGGCUGCCUUCAACAUACGAUGGUCUCUGAGAGGCCAUCAUAUGUUGAAAUUAUCAUAUGUCGGGGCCAUCAUAAGUCGAGGGGUCACUGUAUGUGGACGGGAGGAAAGAAUGGUAUAUGAAGACCUGAUAUAAGGUUGGUAUAUGAGAACGGGAUCUGAGGACGGAAUUUGAGGACAAGGUAUGAGGUUGGGAUAUGAAGACUGAUAUGAGGUCGGGAUAUGAGGAAUGAGAUAUGAGGACAAGAGCAUCCUUUUCCUCUGGGUUCUCUGGUAGUACGUAUAUAAAACUAAGUAUGUGUCUGUAUGUGUUUAAGUAUCAUACACAUGUACAUAAAAUCUAACCUAAUAAAAGUA